Messenger RNA from Nematostella vectensis (starlet sea anemone), 1677 nucleotides. Its product is annotated as chitobiosyldiphosphodolichol beta-mannosyltransferase. The record is from RefSeq and is a predicted model, not a curated record. The transcript is spliced from 14 exons. The coding region runs from base 34 to 1422 and encodes 462 amino acids. Gene Ontology annotation, molecular function: mannosyltransferase activity. NCBI's taxonomy places the organism in Eukaryota, Metazoa, Cnidaria, Anthozoa, Actiniaria, Edwardsiidae. Gene Ontology annotation, cellular component: endoplasmic reticulum.
AAUCACAGGCUCAGACUUCUAAAAUCACUUAAAAUGUUUUGGAGUAUUGCGGCAAUAUUUCUAGGGUUCAUUUUGCUAUUAAUUUUGUAUCUGAGGACCGGUAAGAAAAAUAGGGUGUGCGUUUUAGUGCUUGGAGAUGUUGGACGGAGUCCUCGCAUGCAAAAUCAUGCGCUAUCGUGCGCUAUGGCUGGUUAUGCUGUCGACUUAGUUGGUUUUGGAGGGUCGAGUCCACUAAAGGAAAUUCUCAAGCAUGACAAAAUUAAAUUGAUUAGGAUUGGGGACUUCCCAGGUUUCUUAACAUAUCUGCCUAGACUUCUCUACUAUGCUGUAAAGGCUGUUUUUCAGUCUGUUCAGCUGUUUGUGAUACUUUUUAGUUCAGCAAUAAACUGCUCUCACAUCCUUGUUCAGAAUCCUCCAGCUAUCCCAUCAUUAGCAGUCGCUUGGCUCGUUAGCUUGUUAUGUAACUGCAAGCUGCUGAUUGACUGGCACAACUUUGGUUAUACCAUCCUCGCACUAGGUGUAGGGACACCUGACCAUCUCUUGGUUAGAAUCGCUAAAUGGUAUGAGCAAUGCUUCGGCAAAAUGGCUUCUGGGAACUUUUGUGUCACAGAAGCCAUGAGGGAGGACCUCCAGAACAACUGGUGUAUAACAGCAUCCACCCUUUAUGAUCGGCCUCCUGAAAGGUUCAAACCCACAGAUGUAAUGUCACAACACAAGCUAUUUAUGAAGCUUUCUUCAGACUACCCUGUCUUUGGACAAACAAAAAGUCUUCCAGAGUUUGCUGAGAAAGUAGUGGAAGAAGUAUCUGCUAUGACAGUCAAGACAAAUAAAGGCAGCAUCCAUCAAAGGGAAGACAGACCUGCCCUCAUUGUCAGUAGCACAAGCUGGACAGAGGAUGAAGACUUCUCUAUUUUACUGGACGCUUUAGAAGGUUAUGAGAGAAGUGUAGAAAAGGAGAAGGGCCUACCAAAUUUACUUUGUGCUAUAACAGGAAAGGGACAGCAAAAGGAUUACUAUAAGAAGCUUAUUUCGGAGAAGAAUCUUAAGCAUGUGUCAAUAUGCACACCUUGGCUGGAUCCUGAGGACUACCCCAAGUUACUAGGCUCUGCAGAUUUCGGUGUCUGUCUACACAAGUCCUCAUCUGGUCUGGAUCUUCCUAUGAAAGUCGUCGACAUGUUUGGAAGUGGUCUCCCAGUUUGUGCAAUUCAUUUCAACUGCUUACAUGAAUUAGUCAAGCACAAUGAAAAUGGAUUGGUAUUUAAGGACAGCAAACAGCUCACACAACAGAUAGAGGAAUUACUUAAAAACUUUCCGGUCAAGAAUACCAAGCUUCAGGAAUUUCGACAAAACCUCAAGGAAUUUCAGCAAAUCAGAUGGGAGGAAACUUGGAACCAAGUUGUUCUUCCGGUCAUCCGUAGAUAACACGAAUUUAAGUAGAUUUGUGCCCAGCACUUCACGGCCAAAGAAGCACAGGAAAUCUAGAAAAAUAUUUAUAAAUCUCGAAACAUACCAUACGCUUAUAUUUUUUUUGCAACCUGGACUUUGCUAUAGGAAUAACCAAUUCCAGUUGUUAGAAAAGAAUACCAAGCUAAAUCAUCGAAUAGUAAAAAAAAGGAAACAACAAAUAGUUCUGUACUCUUCUUUCAUUGUUCGAUAAUAAAAAAAAAUGUAACUUGU